Molecule: messenger RNA, 2548 nt
Organism: Anoplopoma fimbria (sablefish)
Lineage: Eukaryota; Metazoa; Chordata; Actinopteri; Perciformes; Anoplopomatidae
Product: alpha-(1,3)-fucosyltransferase 7-like
Exons: 2
Coding region: 141-1187 (348 amino acids)
Cellular component (GO): membrane
Molecular function (GO): alpha-(1->3)-fucosyltransferase activity
Source: RefSeq, a predicted model, not a curated record
GGCUUUGCUUGUUCUGCAAAACAGAAGAUGCACGAGCAGUUUAACGAGUUAAUAUAUGAGCUCAUGGAAUGGCAUUUCUUCAUAUUUAAGUUCCAUACCAGUGAUCUGCGCCCUUUUGACCUGGAAUACGCCCGGCAGCCAUGAAAGCAUCUGAAUUCCGAGCCUUCCUCCUCCUCCUUCUCCUUUUCACAUCUCUCUCAUCCCUGCUCUAUUACAGCAUCUUUGACGAGAAACUCUACCUGCAGAAAAGUCACAAACAAGCUACUCCUCAGAGAAACAUCAGCAUCCUGCUGUGGCACUGGCCCUUCGGCCGGUCCUACAGUCUUGACGGAGACAAAUGUCUGGAGAUGUACAACAUCAGGGGUUGUUACCUCACUGAUGACACAUCGGCCUUCCCCACCGCUGACGUGGUGGUCUUCCACCACAAGGAGCUGACAAGAGGCCUGUCGUCCGUCCUGCCCCUGCACCUGGACCGCCCAGCCUCUCAGCGGUGGGCAUGGCUGUCCAUGGAGCCUCCCAUCAACAAUGCAAACCUCACCCAGCUCAACGGCUUCUUCAAUCUGACGAUGAGCUACAGACGUGACGCAGACAUAUCCAUCCCUUACGGAAAGACCGUGUUAGGGGGCGAUGAGCUGGGCUUCAAGGCUGCUACCAAUCACUCCUGCCUUGUCAGCUGGGUGGUCAGCAGAUAUCGGCCUCACCAAGCUCGUACCGGAGUUUAUCAGAGUCUAAAGAAGUACAUCCCAAUAGAGGUGUACGGAAAGUGGAACAAGAAACCUCUAUCAAACAAGAAGCUGCUGCCCACAAUUGCCAAUUGUAUUUUUUACCUGUCCUUUGAGAACUCUGAGACAAAGGACUACAUCAGUGAGAAGCUCUGGAGGAACGCCUUCCAGUCAGGGGCUGUGCCGGUAGUCCUCGGCCCCAGCAGGGCCACCUAUGAGGCCCUGGCCCCCCCUGGCUCCUUUAUCCAUGUGGCUGAUUUCAACAGCACUGCAGAUCUGGCCGCCUAUCUGAAACGUGUAGCUCUAGACAGGCAGGCCUACGAGAGCUACUUCCAGUGGCAUCACACUCACAGAAUAAAAACGUACACUGACUGGAGAGAAAGGCUGUGUCAGAUCUGUGUUCGAUACCCCAGUCUACCCGCCCAUAGAGUCUAUCGGGACCUGGAGAGCUGGGUUAACACCUAAGUCCUUCAUGCUUUCAAAUCACUGAGGUGUUUUGCUGUUUUGAUUCGGACUAAUGAUUUUGCACGGUUACCACAUGCAAGUGUGAAAUACCAAUAGUGUGACGAUUUGAUGUGGGAUUUAAAGUAUCUCAGUCAGCCAGGAGCAGUUUCGGUAAACAGUGAGGAACUGCUCACCACAGAAAAUAAUCUUAAGAAGCUGUUUAUGUGACUGCACCAUUCUGAAAAGCGGAAGUGGAAACUUGUGUGAAGCCAUAAAUAAGUAUGUUCCAUUUGUCAAAACCACUGAGGUGAGCGUCUCUAUACAUAACCUACAGAUUACGAUAACAGUGAGGGGUAUUUAUUAUUCAUCACCUGGAAUAUCUGCUCGUCAAAAAUACAUGAAUGCUGCAAUCAGUGAACACGUGCAACGCAAUUCCGAACACAUCAGCUUGUUCCAUCAUCUAACUUUAAAAAUUGUAAUUAAGAAAAGGAAAGUCGAGAGCCAGAAACAGAGAUUGUUUUAGGGGUUCUUCUGUUUGUUGAAGAGGUUUAAAGUGUAUUGCUUUCUUUCCUAUGUUUCAUGCAUGGUUUAACUUGCUUGACAUUUUUGUGUUUUCCCUUCUUUGCUGAUCGUCUGCUCUGCCCUGAUUUGUUUCACUUCACUUGUUAGCCCUGCAGUCACCUGACCUGCCGCUCGCCUGAUCCCACUUCCCCAAUUAAUAGGUCACUACAUUUGUUCUUUUGCCUGUUUGUCUUCAUUUGUUUCGAAUUCUGUUCUAGUUUGCUGGAGUCCCUAUCUGCUGUUGUCCUGCCCUUUCUGUUUGAGACAAGCAUCUAGGUUACUUACAUGAAAUCAAAGUCUCUGCUGCCUCCUCUUCGCUCUCUGUGUUUGGGUCCGUCCCUUUGUUCCCCUGCUCUCCAACUGUAACAAUAUUAGCCAUUCAGAAUACCAAAGGCAGUUUUACAUGGACUUACAGGACUCUGGGCUCCUUUGUAUUCACUCUGGUAAACAUUACCAGUGAAUAUAGCUACACUAGAAGGGAUGUUUGCUGCAUGAUAGUGAGUUUCUCCCCAUAAGACGAGACACACAAGCUUGCUAUAUCAAUGAAAUCUUAAUAAAAGCAAUAGAAAGCAGGUGUAAUUGUCUAAAAAUGUCAAAUGAAAUGCACUAUAUUGAGGUUUAAUUAAAUUUUUUCACUUUUUUUCGUUGAGUUUGUUUUAGCUCACAGUAUCUCAAACUAUUAUAUAUAUUUUGUAUCUUAUCAUGUAUAACUAAAUGCAUCACUUGUUUUGAAAAUGUAAUUAUGAUGAUUAAUUCAGAUUACAAUUAUUUCUUACAAAUGUUUUCUCAGGUCCAUAAAACAUGCUGGCCAUUGUUUUAUA